AUGGGGGUAUACAAAUUUCCCUCUUCUGUGAUACAUGAUAUUGGUUCGGCCAUGGCCCGUUUUUUCUGGGGGCAAACAGGAUCGCAAAGAAAGGUGCACUGGAGGAGUUGGGACGCAAUGUGCAGCCCAAAAUGUGUUGGGGGGAUGGGUUUCAAAGACAUGGCAGUGUUUAAUGACGCACUCUUGGGUCGACAAGCGUGGAGGCUAGUCCACAAGGAGGGCUCGUUGCUAGAAAGGGUUGUGAAAGCAAAGUACUAUCCUAAUACCACCUUCCUCGAUGCUUAUUUGGGUUACGGUGGAAGUUACUCGUGGCGUAGUGUGUGGAGCUCAAAAGCCCUACUCAAAGAGGGGCUCAUCUGGCGCAUUGGCAAGGGGUCGAGGGUGAAUGUAUGGACGGAUCCUUGGGUAGCGGAUGGAGAAGGUAGCAUGAUUACCACCAGCGAAGUUGAGGGCAUUACCAAUGUGUGCGAGUUAAUGGAUACAACAACCUUAGAGUGGGACACAGAUUUGAUCUCAAGCAUUUUUAACGAGCGGGACCAGAAGUGCAUCCUCACGAUUCCUUUAAGCUGGAGGGCACCGAGUGAUAUUCUCACUUGGGCAUACUCGAACAAUGGGUUAUACUCUACAAAAACAGCUUACAUGAUUGGUAAAGGCUGCAACCUUGAUGCUAUACACACUGCUUGGGCCGAAAUUUGGGGUAUGGAGGCAUCGCCUAAGUCCCGCCAUAUGCUAGAAGCGGCGGACUGCCCAUGGUAUGGGAAUGCGGACGAGUCGAGCACUCAUGCUCUUUUCCAUUGCAUUAGAGUACAGGAGCUAUGGGAGGACAGUGGGUGUGCAGAGUUUAUGAGUUCGCACGGAGAGGAGAUGAUUGAGCUGAUGGUGAGAUGGAAGGCGAUCGAGGCAAAGAAAAGGCAGAAAGCGGUGUACCUUGCUUGGGUAAUCUGGACAGAACGAAAUCUCAAAGUGUUUGAAAAUAAAUCAACACCAAACAAUGUCCUGUUGGCACGAGUUGAUAGGUUGGUGGAGGAGUUUGGUAGGUAUGGGAAGAGUAUUUAUAGAAGAUCCCCAGCAGCUCACCGACGCAGUGGGAGUGUGUGGACUGCGCCUCCGCGUGGACUGAUUAAGGUGAAUGUGGAUGCUUAUUUAACAACAGAGGGGUGGGUGGGUAUGGGGGCUGUAGCGAGGGAUAAUGAGGGCAAGGUACUCUUUGCAGCAACUCGGCGAGUUCGAGCAUGGUGGCCUGUGGAGGUGGCCGAAGGAAAGGCUCUCAUUAUGGGGAUAAAACUGGCGAAGAGGUUUGGAUAUGGCGAGGUGAUGAUAGAAGCAGAUUGUGAAGUAUUGAUAAAUCGGAUCUCCCAAGCAGUGGUCUUUUACUCAGAUUUUGAUAGUGUCCUUGAAGAUAUACUGUCCUUAAGCUGUUCUUUUAAUUCUUGUUUUUGGUCUCAUAUUAAAAGGGGUGGGAAUGUCGUAGCCCACCACCUAGCUAAGCUGAUGCCGUUUGGUGUGGAACAAGUAUGGGUUAAUCAUUGCCCUACGGAAGUUGCACCUUAUGUACUCUCGGACAUUUUGUCCCUAAAUUAA
Messenger RNA from Spinacia oleracea (spinach), 1581 nucleotides. RefSeq lists its product as uncharacterized. The transcript has 2 exons. Gene Ontology annotation, molecular function: RNA-DNA hybrid ribonuclease activity; nucleic acid binding. The record is from RefSeq and is a predicted model, not a curated record. Lineage: Eukaryota; Viridiplantae; Streptophyta; Magnoliopsida; Caryophyllales; Amaranthaceae. Bases 1 to 1581 code for a protein of 526 amino acids.